AUGAAAAUCCUUCUCAGUCCAGGGCAACAUGAAAAUGUAUGGAUGUGGCGGCAUGAGAAAAAUGGGGCUUUCAAUGUUCGAAGUGGAUAUCGAUUUUUCAAGAAUCUUACAAAUGGUGAUACUGCUGACAGUUCAAACGCCUAUGAAGAGCAGAAAAUGUGGAAAGCUAUUUGGAAAAUGAGGGUCCCCAAUAAAGUUAGAGUUUUUGCUUGGAGAGCUUGCAAGGAAAGCCUACCUUCGAAAUACAACUUGUUUAAGAGGAAAAUUAUAGACAGUCCUGCAUGUGAUUUUUGCAAUAAUUCUAUUGAAGAUGUAUCCCAUGCUGUGUUACAGUGUCAUAUUGUUAAAGUUGCAUGGCGGCAACUUGUACCUGCUCUAACAUUUUUUCCUGAAUUAUGCACAGUUACGGAAGCCAUUGUGUCCCUGUUACACAAAGGGGAUCAAGGUUUACUUAGCAGAUUUUUCUUAAUUGCAUGGUCAUUUUGGUACAGGCGUAACAAAUGGACAAUUGAGCACAGCCUACUGGACCCUUUACAGGCUGCAAACUAUGCUAUUAGUUUGCAAAAACUUGUAAUCCCAGCACCUGCAACCAAACCAUUUAAUGCAGAAACUGGGUUGUUGGCAAGCUCCUCCUACUGGGUUUUGCAAGCUAAAUGUUGA
Juglans microcarpa x Juglans regia is the source of this 660-nucleotide messenger RNA. RefSeq lists its product as uncharacterized. NCBI's taxonomy places the organism in Eukaryota, Viridiplantae, Streptophyta, Magnoliopsida, Fagales, Juglandaceae. The transcript has a single exon. The record is from RefSeq and is a predicted model, not a curated record. The coding region runs from base 1 to 660 and encodes 219 amino acids.